Messenger RNA from Paecilomyces variotii, 1084 nucleotides. Its product is annotated as Nitroreductase-like protein. The record is from RefSeq and is a predicted model, not a curated record. Bases 339 to 989 code for a protein of 216 amino acids. Lineage: Eukaryota; Fungi; Ascomycota; Eurotiomycetes; Eurotiales; Thermoascaceae. The transcript is spliced from 3 exons. Gene Ontology annotation, biological process: cellular response to oxidative stress.
AUACAUAGUCGACAUUCUGCUCUCUAGCUAUAAUAAGUUUAGUCUAAUCAGAAACCCCGUCGGCAAUGGAUUUCUAUAGGUUAACUUUCCGGAAAGACAUACUCCGUAUCAAACUAUCCAAGUACUACUGGAGCGGUACGGAACAAUACUAAGCAACCGUUUCUAUGUGGAUCUAGAAUGUCUCCAUUGCGUGCUGGCUAUCUUUUAGCUCCUUGUCGGCAUUAUUGCCAGAUGAUGGUAUAUUAACUGCCGUGACGCUGCUUCCUCGCUUCUAGGAUCUCUGAAAUCAGUCUCAACGCAUUUAUAUAGAAUACGUGAUAGCAACUUCUCAAAACACAAUGGCGUCCCAGGUUGCGUUCAAGAACCCGGCAACGGCUACGCUGCUUGAGCUGGUCAAGUCCCGUCGUACAUACUACGCCUUGAAGCCGGAGAGUCCUGUCUCCGACUCGGUCAUUGAGAAGAUUGUCGAGGAUUCUGUCCUCCACGUGCCCAGCUCGUUCAACACGCAGACCACACGUGUCUUGUUGCUUCUGAAGAAGGAACAUGAGAAACUAUGGGACAUCACCAUCGAGAUCAUGGAGGGCCUAGUGGCAGCAGGUACCAUCCCGAAGGAAGCCUUUGAGCAAAGUACGAAGCCGAAGCUUGAAGGAUUCCGGAAUGGUUAUGGCACGGUGCUCUUCUUUGUGGACUUUGAGUCUCUAGCUCCCAUCAAGGAGCAAUUCGCGCUUUAUGCGGACAAAUUCGACCCAUUUGCUGUUGAGUCAAACGGAAUGUCCCAAUACCUUGCGUGGCUCGCCCUGGAGGCUGAAGGCUUCGGCGCCAACCUACAGCACUACAGCCCAUUGAUCGAUAGCAAGGUCCAGGAACAGUGGGGCAUUCCAGCAUCGUGGAAGCUCGAUGCGCAGCUUGUCUUUGGCACUCCUGCCAGCCCUCCAGGGGAGAAGACAUUUGCGCCCCUUGAGAAUCGCCUCAAGGUCUUCGGAAAGUAAUCCGGAGCGUUAUUCAAGGUCGAAGGCCACAUGUAUAUAGAUUGCGCCAUGAUGGAAUGCUGAUGUCUUCGAAAUAUUUCAUAGACAGCUAGACU